AUGUCUGCGCCUGAGCCACUGCAACAAGUAGUGGUAGCGGACAAUGAGAAGUCUCAGACACAUGCCGAAAGUUCAAGAUCGUCAUCCAACGACGAUCUCAAGGGCCCCGAGGUGGACGCCACGAAGAAAAAAUGGUACCGCAAUCUCAACCCGGUUCGAUGGCAGAAAAUUCCGCCUGUGCCGGAACAGCGAUCGGUAUCUCAUGAGUACGGCGCUUCAUUCCUCAGUCUGGUUACAUUCCAAUGGAUGGCCCCGUUGAUGAAAGUCGGAUAUUUACGAUCUCUCGAACUGCAAGAUAUCUGGACGGUGAAUCCAACCCGAACUGUUGAUGUCUUGUCCAGCCGGUUAGAUGCUGCGCUCGAAAAACGCACCGAGAGCGGGACCAACCGUCCUUUGGUCUGGGCCUUGUACGACACCUUUAGGUUCGAGUUCAUCCUCGGUGGCAUUUGCCAACUGUUCAGUUCGCUCUUGAUGGUCUUUGCACCGUAUCUGACGAGGUACCUGAUCUCUUUUGCGACGGACGCCUACGUUGCUCAAAAGGCUGGCCAUCCGGCCCCUCAUAUUGGCCAUGGCAUGGGCUUCGUCGUUGGCAUUACUUGCAUGCAGGCCGUGCAAAGCAUGUGUACAAACCAGUUUCUGUACCGGGGCCAGAUGGUUGGUGGCCAGAUUCGAGCGGUUCUGAUCUCGCAGAUUUUCAACAAGGCUAUGAAAUUAUCUGGCCGUGCAAAAGCUGGUGGGCAAGCAACCUCACAAGAAGUCAAGGCACUUGAGGCCACUAAAGAGGCACUUUUGAAACCCGAGGAGAAGCAAGAGAAGUCUGACGCGAAAGAGAAACCGAAAGCUGAAAAUGUUUCUCCUGCUAAAGAUGGUGUUGCUGGAGAUGGCCUUGGAUGGAACAAUGGUCGCAUCACCGCCCUGAUGAGUAUUGAUGUGGAUCGUGUCAACUUGGCAAUGGGAAUGUUCCACAUGAUUUGGACUGCUCCCAUCUCCAUCAUCGUGACCCUUGUUCUUCUCCUGGUCAACCUUGGCUACAGUUGUCUAUCUGGCUACGCACUGCUUGUGAUUGGCAUGCCUUUCCUCACCGUAGCGGUACGAUCUCUCAUCGUGAGACGUCGCAACAUCAAUAAGAUUACUGAUCAGCGAGUCUCAUUGACCCAAGAGAUUUUACAGGCUGUUAGAUUCGUCAAGUACUUUGGCUGGGAAAGCAGUUUUCUAACCCGCCUGAAAGAAAUCCGUGGCCAAGAAAUUCGUUCUAUUCAGACUCUAUUGGCAAUUCGAAAUGGCAUUCUCUGUAUUUCGUUGUCAAUUCCUACCUUUGCCUCGAUGCUGGCUUUCAUCACCUACUCGCUCACAAACCACAACCUGGACCCCGCGCCAAUCUUCUCGUCACUGGCUCUCUUCAAUUCUUUGCGUAUGCCUUUGAACAUCCUUCCACUUGUCAUUGGCCAGGUAACCGAUGCCUGGACUGCUUUCAAUCGAGUGCAGGACUUCCUCCUCGCAGAAGAGCAAAACGAAGACAUUGAACGAGAUGAGAGCAUGAAUAACGCGAUUGAACUAGAACAUGCCUCAUUCACUUGGGAGCGCCUUCCGACAGACGAAAAGGAGAUUUCAAAGACCGAGAAAAAGGCAGCUGCCCAGGAGAAAAAGGAGAAAGCCAAUCCCGACGACCACGAAACGUCCAAUGAUGCACCGGCACAGCCCUUCAAACUACACGACAUGACUUUCGAAGUUGGCCGAAAUGAGCUGUUGGCAGUUAUCGGAACCGUCGGCUGUGGUAAGAGCUCUUUGCUUUCGGCCUUAGCAGGCGACAUGCGUGUGGUUGAUGGCGCUGUUCGACUCAGCACCACGCGUGCAUUCUGUCCCCAAUAUGCCUGGAUUCAGAACACCUCUGUGAGAAAUAACAUCCUGUUUGGCAGAGACUUCAAUGAGUCAUGGUACGAUCGGGUCAUCGAUGCAUGUGCAUUGGCUCCCGAUCUCGAAAUUCUCCCCAAUGGCGACCAAACCGAAAUUGGAGAACGAGGAAUCACUGUGUCUGGAGGACAAAAGCAACGCCUGAACAUUGCCCGGGCCAUUUACUUCAACGCCGACCUUGUUCUCAUGGAUGAUCCGCUAUCAGCUGUCGAUGCCCAUGUCGGUCGUCACAUUAUGGAUAAAGCCAUCUGUGGUCUACUCAAAGACCGUUGUCGAAUCUUGGCUACACAUCAGUUGCAUGUGCUCAACCGAUGCGACAGAAUUAUUGUCAUGGACGAGGGGCGUAUCGAUGCCGUUGACACCUUUGACAACCUAAUGCGCGAAAACGACAUUUUCAAAAGGUUGAUGUCUACUUCCCGACAGGAAGAUAUGGAAGAGGAAGAGACUGAAGCCGUUGAUGAAGUGGCCGAAGAAAAGAUCGAUGAGCAGCAGGCCCCAAAGAAGGAAGUUGUGACUAAACCAGCUCCGGGUUUGAUGCAACAGGAAGAAAAGGCUACCUCUUCUGUCGGGUGGAGUGUAUGGAAAGCCUACAUCCGAGCGUCAGGAAGCCCCUUGAACGCCAUUGUGGUGAUUUUCUUGCUCGGCGUGGCUAAUGUAGCCAACAUCUGGACUAGUUUGUGGCUUUCCUACUGGACCUCAGACAAGUAUCCAUCACUCUCAAUGGGCCAGUACAUCGGUAUUUAUGCCGGGUUGGGUGCUUUGAACGUUGUUCUCAUGUUCACUUUCUCCACAUAUUUGACGACCUGUGGAACCAACGCCAGCAAAACCAUGCUUCAUCGUGCUAUGAACCGUGUGCUCCGUGCUCCCAUGGCAUUCUUCGACACCACACCACUUGGACGAAUCACAAAUCGUUUCUCAAGGGACAUCCAAGUGAUGGACAAUGAGCUCUCGGAUGCAAUGAGAAUCUACGCAUUGACCAUGACCAUGAUUAUUUCUAUCAUGAUCCUCAUUGUAGUUUUCUUCUAUUAUUUCAUCAUCGCGCUUGUGCCGCUCUUCGUCCUGUUCCUCUUAGCGUCAAACUACUACAGAGCAUCUGCCCGUGAGAUGAAGCGCCACGAGGCACUUCUGCGAUCUACGGUCUAUGCCAAGUUUGGCGAAGCCAUCACCGGUGUCGCGUGUAUCCGAGCAUAUGGUGUGCAGGGUGAAUUCCAACGCAGCAUCCGGGACUCGAUUGAUGUGAUGAAUGGUGCUUAUUUCCUCACUUUCUCUAACCAGCGCUGGUUGAGUAUCCGACUUGAUGCCGUGGCUAUCCUAUUGGUCUUUGUGACAGGAGUAUUGGUGGUGACAUCUCGGUUCAAUGUCUCACCCAGUAUUUCUGGCUUGGUUUUGUCUUAUAUCUUGGCCAUUGCCCAGAUGUUGCAGUUCACAGUGCGUCAACUGGCUGAGGUCGAGAACAACAUGAAUUCCACGGAGCGUGUUCAUUACUACGGUACCGAGUUGGAAGAAGAAGCACCCUUGCACCAGAGAGAAGUCACUGAGAGCUGGCCCGAAAAGGGUCGCAUUCAGUUUAGCAACACCGAAAUGCGGUAUCGUGCCGGACUUCCCCUUGUCCUGAAGGGUCUCUCCAUGGACGUGCGCGGCGGCGAGCGGGUUGGUAUCGUCGGUCGCACCGGUGCCGGAAAAUCGAGCAUCAUGUCUGCUCUUUUCCGCCUAACAGAGCUGUCCGGAGGUAGUAUCAAGAUUGAUGACAUCGAUAUCUCCACAGUUGGUCUUCAAGACCUUCGAUCUCGCCUUGCUAUCAUCCCCCAGGAUCCAGCUCUCUUCAAGGGCACCGUUCGAUCAAACCUCGAUCCUUUCAAUGAGCACAAUGACCUCGAACUAUGGUCUGCACUUCGCAAGGCAUAUCUGAUUGACCAGGACAGCGAACCGGUUGAUACAGAAACGAAGAGCGAGCCUACCAGCGGAGACGCCACUCCAGUGGUGGGCGAUGCCAAACCACGUCCAGCAAACAAGCUUACACUCGAGUCACCUGUCGACGAAGAGGGUCUUAACUUCUCUCUAGGCCAGCGACAGCUGAUGGCCCUCGCGCGUGCGCUUGUUCGUGAUGCCAGGAUCAUCGUCUGUGACGAAGCCACCUCCUCAGUUGACUUUGAAACAGAUCAGAAGAUCCAGCGGACCAUGGCUCAGGGCUUUGAUGGAAAGACUUUGCUAUGCAUUGCUCAUCGCUUGCGUACGAUCAUUGGCUAUGACCGCAUCUGCGUUAUGGACCAGGGCCAGAUCGCCGAGAUGGACAGGCCUGUCGUGCUGUGGGAUAAGCCCGAUGGCAUCUUCCGAGCAAUGUGCGACCGCAGUGGAAUCACGCGUGAGGAUAUUCUCGCUUCUGAAUAA
Messenger RNA from Penicillium brevicompactum, 4299 nucleotides. RefSeq names its product ATP-binding cassette transporter YOR1. Gene Ontology annotation, biological process: transmembrane transport. Bases 1 to 4299 code for a protein of 1432 amino acids. Gene Ontology annotation, molecular function: ATP hydrolysis activity; ABC-type transporter activity; ATP binding. The record is from RefSeq and is a predicted model, not a curated record. The transcript has 2 exons. Gene Ontology annotation, cellular component: membrane. NCBI's taxonomy places the organism in Eukaryota, Fungi, Ascomycota, Eurotiomycetes, Eurotiales, Aspergillaceae.